Jaculus jaculus (lesser Egyptian jerboa) is the source of this 2593-nucleotide messenger RNA. RefSeq names its product barttin CLCNK type accessory subunit beta (gene Bsnd). Bases 257 to 1219 code for a protein of 320 amino acids. Gene Ontology annotation, cellular component: basolateral plasma membrane. The record is from RefSeq and is a predicted model, not a curated record. NCBI's taxonomy places the organism in Eukaryota, Metazoa, Chordata, Mammalia, Rodentia, Dipodidae. The transcript is spliced from 4 exons. Gene Ontology annotation, molecular function: chloride channel regulator activity. Gene Ontology annotation, biological process: chloride transport.
AGCUGGGCCCAGAGGGAAAGAGAGCUGCUGCGCUGCAAGGUGGAUGGCUGGGGCACCUGCCCACUGAAGCACGCCACCCCCAGCCCUGCCAAGCCUGGUGGCACUGGCGAGGGUCAACUAGACCCAUAGGGGGACGAUCUCGCCUGCCCCCGGUGGUGGGGAGCUCUCAGCUUCGGUUCUUAGCAACCCAGACCUGCCCCCCGCUCUCGGGUGAGCCUGUCCCCGGGGUGCACAUGCGGGGGGCCGGCCGCUCAUCAUGGCCGAUGAGAAGACCUUCCGCAUUGGUUUCAUCGUGCUGGGCCUAUUCCUGCUGUCCCUGGGCACGUUCCUCAUGAGUCACGACAGGCCGCAGGUCUACGGAACCUUCUACGCCAUGGGCAGCGUCAUGGUGAUCGGUGGCGUCAUGUGGAGCAUGUGCCAAUGCUACCCCAAGGUCACGUUUGUGCCCGCAGACUCUGACCUCCAAGGCAUCCUGGCCCCGAAGGCCCUGGGCCUGCUGGAGAACGGGCUGACGGAGGUCAAGAGCCCCCAGCCCCCCUACGUCAGGCUGUGGGAGGAAGCUGCCUAUGACCAGAGCCUGCCGGACUUCACCCAUAUCCAGAUGAAGGUCAUGGGCUACAGAGAGGACCCCCGGCCCCUGCUGACCCCCGAGUGGACGCUGGGAGCCCCCGGCAGAGGAGAAGGUGGAUCUCAUACCUCUGCUCAGGCCCCCGUGGAAGCUGCUGUGAUCGUUCACAGGGGCUCCGAGGAAGAUGAAGGAGAAAGACCCCUAACUCAGGGCAGACCCCCAGCCUAUUCCCGAGGCCCUGCGCCCCUGGCCUCCUUCCAGGAUGACCUAGACAUGGGCUCCAACGAAGGCAACAGCUCCCAGUCAUCCCCACUCUACAGGGAGGAGCCACACCCCUCCCCCCAGGGGCUGGGGACCCCUGGGGGGCCUUUGGAUCGUUUCCAUGACUUUGCCCUCAUCGACGACACCCCCACGUCGGAGGACGCGGCUCUGGAGGGGCAGGCGUGGGGGGCGGCCGGGCCCAACCACCAGCCCCGGUCUCUGAGGGUGAAGGAAGAGGAUGCUGCUGACACAGAGCAGGAGGACCCCGAGCCGGAAGGGGAGGAUCUGUACUACGGUCUCCCCGACAGCCCCGGGGAUCCCCUCCCCGACAAGGAGCUGGGGUUUGAGCCCGACGUCCAAGGCUUAGAUGGAACUGCCUCUCGGGUCUAGCCUGGCCGGCCACGCUGCUCACCCCAAGUGACCUCGCGAGGCCUCGGUCUCCCCCGUUUGCAAAGUGGGGUCGUGGGGGAGAGGUGGAAGGAAUGCACGGGACGCAGAUCUCCCCCAGGGGAGCGCACGCUGUGGCUAAAGCGCAGGUGCCGUGGAGCUGGCCGAGAACCCGCUCCAGCCAGGCUGCUAGAAACGCUUUCUGCCCCUUAAGCUGGCCUCUCGCAGGGACCCCUCCAUGGUGCUACCCAGGGCCCCUUGUCCUUUCCUGUGGCUUCUCAGGGCCCUGUACCUGCUCAGUUUUGGUUCUUUGGUGGAUCGUGUAUGAGUGGGUUUCCUGUCCUAGUCUUGACUGUAGCUCCUUGCUUGCUCCAGGUUCUGAGGUCCUCUGUGACUGACCCCCCGCCCCCCCCUGCUGACCUCCUGGCCUUGCCUCUGCCUGGCCCUGUCCUUCUCCUCUUCCAAGGCUCCCCAUCUGCUGGGUAACUCGUCCUCAUACCCUUGGCCAAAGUGACCUUCCUCUGUCAGCUUUCCUGACGUCCCGUCUCUCCUGGAUGGAAGAGUUUCCACUUUGUUAUGUCCCCCAUGGGGCAUGAGCACGGCUGUGGCCUGUCACCUGCUGCCGUCCAAGGGGCGUCAGGCAGGCGUCCUGGCCUUAUCCUGGUCUCCAGGGAUCCAGAGUCACCAGCCAUCAAGCACACUGCAGAGCUCAGCCGAUCCAACAACCCUUGAAGAUCCUGUCACCCUCCCAAACGCUGACACUCAUGUCCGCCCCCACUCCCCGUUCUUGCGCCUUUCUGGAAGGUCAUUUAACAGCCAGAAGGACACGCGUGCAUCAGCUGAGAGAGGGCGGCUUAAUCUCAUUUGACUUCCGUUGGCAUUGACGGAGUAUCUGCCUCUGCCUCGUGCCAGCCACUCACCCGGGGUCUUCAAGGGAGGCGCAACGGUGAAUUCCUAAUACGGUCCAUGACCCCAGAGAGCUCACGAUCUAGACAGCAUGCUGUAUUAUAAGUUAGGGUGCCGGAGCUGCGGCGGGUGUCAUGGAAGAUCCACACACUCAGAGCUGGCCUGGACCGCCCGGGACUUUGGGGACCUCAGCGUGGGCUGGACUCUGGGCGCAGGUUGGGGUGGGUGGCCCUAGCGAAGGGAAGGAAAUGCUGUGGUGUUGGGUGAGAAGGACGCAUGCUUCCCCUCUCCUGGGCCGUUACUACCUCUGUAGGGGAGAUGCCAACGCCUUCUAUGUGAUGCAGAUCGUACGGUGUCAUGCCUCCACCGCAGGUGGGGUGAGGUGUAUGCUGCUGUGAUCCGCUGUCAUUUGCCUCGGGCACAGUGCCACCGCCAGGAACCAAAAUAAAAGUUAAAACCUUUUCCACAUCA